UACCCUGCAAGUGAGAUGAACCCUUUAUGGCCGAAUAGCACAGCAAAUGUUUUUUUCAUCUCUUUAGGACCUCCAGCCAACCUGUUUCAGCCGCCUCGUCGUCCUGGCCUUGGCACUGUUGGGAAACCAAUUCGACUUUUAGCCAAUCACUUUCAGAUUCAGAUUCCUAAAAUAGAUGUGUAUCACUAUGAUGUGGAUAUCAAACCGGAAAAACGGCCUCGCAGAGUCAACAGGGAGGUGGUAGACACCAUGGUGCGGCACUUCAAGAUGCAGAUAUUUGGUGACCGGCAGCCUGGCUAUGACGGUAAAAGAAACAUGUACACAGCGCACCCACUGCCAAUCGGACGGGACAGGGUCGAUAUGGAGGUGACCCUUCCAGGUGAGGGGAAAGACCAGACCUUUAAAGUGUCCGUUCAGUGGGUGUCCGUUGUGAGCCUUCAGCUGCUGCUAGAGGCGUUGGCCGGGCACUUGAAUGAGGUCCCAGAUGACUCCGUACAAGCACUGGAUGUCAUCACAAGACACCUUCCUUCCAUGAGGUACACCCCAGUGGGUCGCUCCUUUUUCUCACCUCCUGAAGGCUACUAUCACCCUCUGGGAGGAGGCAGAGAGGUCUGGUUUGGCUUUCAUCAGUCCGUGAGACCUGCCAUGUGGAAUAUGAUGCUCAAUAUCGAUGUAUCUGCGACUGCUUUCUACCGGGCUCAGCCUAUCAUUGAGUUCAUGUGUGAGGUUUUAGACAUUCAGAACAUCAACGAACAGACCAAACCACUGACCGACUCUCAGCGCGUCAAGUUUACCAAAGAAAUCAGAGGUCUCAAAGUUGAGGUGACGCACUGUGGACAGAUGAAACGGAAAUACCGAGUUUGUAAUGUGACUAGACGGCCAGCCAGUCACCAAACUUUUCCUUUACAGCUAGAAAAUGGCCAAGCUAUGGAAUGUACAGUGGCUCAAUAUUUUAAGCAAAAAUAUAGUCUGCAGCUGAAAUACCCCCACCUCCCCUGUCUCCAAGUGGGGCAAGAACAGAAGCAUACAUACUUGCCACUUGAGGUGUGUAACAUAGUGGCAGGCCAGCGAUGUAUCAAGAAGCUCACAGACAAUCAGACUUCCACGAUGAUCAAAGCCACAGCACGAUCAGCUCCUGACAGGCAGGAAGAAAUCAGCAGGCUGGUGAAGAGUAACAGCAUGGUGGGAGGACCUGAUCCGUACCUUAAGGAAUUUGGUAUUGUCGUCCACAACGAGAUGACAGAGCUCACAGGCAGGGUGCUCCCAGCCCCGAUGCUGCAGUACGGAGGCCGGAAUAAAACAGUAGCCACACCCAACCAGGGUGUCUGGGACAUGCGAGGAAAGCAGUUUUAUGCUGGCAUUGAAAUUAAAGUUUGGGCAGUGGCUUGUUUUGCGCCUCAGAAACAAUGUAGGGAAGAUUUACUAAAGAGUUUCACUGACCAGCUGCGUAAAAUCUCUAAGGACGCAGGCCGUAAAAUCUCUAAGGACGCAGAAAUGCCCAUCCAGGGCCAGCCCUGUUUCUGCAAGUACGCACAAGGGGCCGACAGCGUGGAGCCCAUGUUUAAACAUCUGAAAAUGACAUACGUGGGCCUGCAGCUAAUUGUGGUGAUCUUGCCCGGAAAGACGCCGGUGUAUGCGGAGGUGAAACGCGUUGGAGAUACCCUGCUAGGUAUGGCCACACAAUGUGUCCAGGUAAAAAACGUAGUGAAGACCUCACCCCAAACCCUCUCCAACCUUUGUCUGAAGAUAAAUGCAAAGCUCGGGGGAAUUAAUAACGUGCUUGUACCUCAUCAAAGGCCCUCCGUGUUCCAGCAGCCUGUUAUUUUCCUGGGCGCCGACGUCACGCACCCCCCGGCCGGGGAUGGGAAGAAGCCUUCCAUCGCCGCCGUGGUCGGCAGUAUGGACGGCCACCCCAGCCGGUACUGCGCCACCGUCCGGGUGCAGACUUCCCGGCAGGAGGUCUCCCAGGAGCUCCUGUACAGCCAGGAGGUCAUCCAGGACCUGACGAACAUGGUCCGAGAGCUGCUGAUCCAGUUCUACAAGUCCACCCGCUUCAAGCCCACUCGGAUCAUCUAUUACCGCGGAGGGGUGUCCGAGGGGCAGAUGAAGCAGGUAGCUUGGCCAGAGCUAAUAGCCAUUCGCAAGGCAUGUAUCAGCUUGGAGGAAGAUUACCGGCCAGGAAUAACAUACAUUGUGGUGCAAAAGAGACAUCACACACGACUCUUCUGUGCAGAUAAAACAGAAAGGGUGGGGAAAAGUGGAAAUGUCCCAGCAGGCACUACGGUGGACAGCACCAUCACGCAUCCCUCUGAGUUCGACUUUUACCUCUGUAGUCACGCAGGAAUUCAGGGAACCAGCCGUCCUUCGCAUUACCAGGUCUUAUGGGAUGACAACUGCUUCACUGCAGACGAGCUCCAGCUGCUGACGUACCAGCUGUGCCACACCUACGUCAGGUGCACUCGCUCCGUCUCCAUCCCAGCCCCUGCGUACUACGCCCGCCUGGUAGCCUUCAGGGCAAGGUACCAUCUGGUGGAUAAGGACCAUGACAGUGCCGAAGGCAGUCACGUGUCGGGACAGAGCAACGGCCGGGAUCCUCAGGCCUUGGCUAAAGCUGUGCAGAUCCACCAUGAUACCCAGCACACAAUGUAUUUUGCCUGAGAAUCUCAGAAAAAGAACUCAACCAGUUUGGCAUCCCACGCAGCCUCAAAAUGUCCCCAAUGCCUGCCACCUCUAGAGAGGGCCAAGUUGGCUUCAGGUGGUCUACCAGCAGCUCGGGAUAGUUGCACUGAUCUGUAUUUUGCAGCACUGUCUGAUGCGUCAACAAAAUUGAGCCAUUUUUUUAAAGCAGUAGAUGCUCAUAGAUGACCUUUUCUGAUGCACUGGACCGAAUUUUUACCUCAAUGUGCAAAGGCCGAUCGGCCUGAACUUUCUAAAGGACUUUAUGAGAAAGGUUUCUAUGGAAUAUUUUGCUAGCUGUGGUGUUCACCGCAUCCCUCUAGUCUUAGAAGAGAAGAUUAGUCCUUUUUUUUCCGCAUCCAUUGAGUGGGGUGUAUGCAUAGGUGGGAGAGCAAAACCAAACAAUCUUCUUCAGUUCAGUGUAACUAUUUGUGUGGGUCCAUAGACUUUUCGAUGGAGAUGUCUGACUUUGCCACUGUAAAUGCCUUUAACGAGCAUUACUUUUUGAACGUUUUACAGAGUUUUAUUCGUUUUACUACUUUUUCUUAUUGAUCUCUGCAGACUCGCGCUGGUGCACGUGUAGACUGCUAGGCGAUUGCACUAAAUCUGGCUGCAGAUUCCAAUAGGCAGUUCUCUGAUUUGGUUGACCUUUGUGAAUGUGUCACGUCAACAGUUGCAAUGCAUGUCACAGUGACAGAUAACACUGCCAUGGUACAAGUACUCAUUUUCUCCCUAUUUGAGAACAAAAAAUUAGCUUUUAGUAUUUUUCCAAGUUUUCAAAAGUGCCCAUUUUAUGCUGCUCUGUGGUUUGUUAGAUCUAAAUGAUUUUUAAACUUUUCUCAUAGAAAGUUAACUUUGGCAAUAAACAUUUUUUAAGGUCCUUCCUGUUCCUUCCCCCGACAAGGUAGUUUUCUAGAUGAGAUUUCAGUAUGAUUUUAUCAGCUAUUUCUUAUAGAUCAUAACUUGGCAAUUUCUGAAACCAGGCAGAAAAGACAUAUAUUUCCAUGCCUUUUUAAAGAAUUAUUUUUACCUAUUUUAUAGUCACAGUUGUUGUCGUGUCACUUUGUUUUAAAAUAAGCUAGAACCAGGAUGCUUCCUUACUGGCUAGGCCUUGCCAGUCCGUAAGGUACAUUGAGUGAUGCUGCAACUUGCAAAACUGUACCAGCAUUUAAAAUAUUUUCCCUGGGAAUCAAGGUUACUCUCACAAUUUCUUGCAGUGCAAAUUUCUUGCUUAAUCUUUCGACCUGAAAUAUACUUGGUGGGUUUUCCUUUUAUUAAGCUAAAACUGUAUAGAAGAAGUUCCUUUUUCUUCACUAGCUUCUGGAUUCCACUCCCUAGGGAGACAGAAUUCCUUAUCCAAAUGAACGGAGUUGAUCUAAAGCAAACAUCAGAUAAAGUGCAGCGGAAACUGUAUUCUGUAUUUAGUGUAGAUAAUACUUCGGGAGUGGACAGCAGUUACAUGGAGUCUUGGUAGUUUCCAGCCAGUGUUUCCCAGACCACAUUUUACUCACCUGCAGUUCUCUAUCCUGGAGUGAGAGAUGGAAAGGGUAUGAAUAGCCCAGAGCCAUACUCCAUAUGGCUGAGGAAGGGACUUGGGGAAGAGGCAGACUCACCAUUUUGGGAUUUUCUUUUUUUUUUUCUUUUUUUGCCUCCUCUGUCCGGAAACUGCUGGUGGGGGAAACACUGGAUCUGGUGGUAAAGGGUGUUUGCUUGAACUCGUUAGCUGGUCCAAAUCUCUUAAGCUAGCCUUCUCAAAAUCCCAGCAAUAUAAAGCACUGUUUUUCUCCAGUCAUUUAAACAAGCUUGUACAUACAUUGAAGUUUACAUUUCUGUGUGCUGUCGAUCAGCGGCGCCGCCAGUAUUUGCUGAGACUGGUCUCCAAGAGCGUUGUUAUCAUAUCUGUCGAGUCCCGCAGCUCACUGCAGUGGAUGCAGACGCCCGAAUCUCUGCAGAUCGUGAGGCGAGAGCAAGUUCUGUGACCGAAGCACAACGUAGGCAGGAGUGGCGACAUGGCAGAUGUUCAUUUCUUAAGACUUUCCUCUUUUGCAAAUACCUCACGUGGAUAAUACAAAUCAGGACAUGUUGGUGAGGGCCUGGCUGCUGCUUUUAUUCACACUUGUUCAGGGAGAGCACAGAAAAGACCCUUCAGCGUGGCCAUUCCAGACCCAAGAGGAGGAAACAUGGAAGCGUUUAGGAAGGACUCACUGAAGUCUAAGAUGUGAAGAAUCUUGGUGGCUGGCUGGCUGGCCAGCGGGCCCCACACCUGCACUUGAGUGCCUCGGGCUUCCUUGGUAAUAACGCACAGAAGAGUGUCACAUCUCACCUGCUCCUGGCGCGCACGGAGUGGGGAGCAAAGCGCAGUGCCCAGAAGCCCUGGCUCACCUGCCUGCAGUCGGGUUCUACGCUCGACCUGGAACUGUAGUUUGUAAGCCCUCAGUCAGUCCCGGCACGCUGGGAUGAAUCAGUGUGGUGGUGGAGGAAAAGCCGGGAGGCCUAUUUUUAUAGGAAAACAGUGCCACUAAGGGUGCAAUGCUGUCAUUUGGGACGAAAAGAAAGCAACGUGGAAAAACUAGGAUUAUUGGGAAGAACUUGCUGAGGGGUGAAUCUUUAAGAGUAUUCACCGCGGAGUCAGAGUUGCAGCGAUACUGCAGCACUGUUGCAAGUCUGAUGCGUGGCUUUCAUUUCAAUUGGCUUGACAAUUUGAACAGGUUACCCCUUCGGGACCGACUGAAUCGUUAUGCAUGUGUCAAUCAAUGGGAGGUGUGCAUUCUCUAGAAGUAGUUUUGAGCUGUUUGGUUUUUUUAAAAUGCAGCCUGUUUAGGCACUGUCACGUGGUGUGAAAGAUUUAAAUGUAGCAAUGCUAAGGAGUAACAAUUUGGGGCUAAGGAAUGGGGACAUUAAGAAAGUGGUGAAGACCCAAAUGUUGAACUAAUUAUGUUUCGUUGUUAUUUUUAGCUGUUGAAUCCUGAGCGGUUUAUAAAGUGAAGGAGCUGGCUCUGUGCAGCCAGUGUUCUGGGCAGGCAGAACGUCUUCAUUCUUACUGUAAAUUCUACUUGCUGCUUCCAAAGGUGAUUUACAAGCAGACAUGUUGUAGAUGGUCUGUAUUUUAGAAUCUGGUGCCCAGCCUCUAUCAGAGUGUACCUACCUGGCUCAGCUACCUACCCGUCCCAUGGGAAAACAGAAUCCGUUGUCUAACAAGGCUCGCACUCUCCACCCUGCCCUCGUGACCUUUUGUGGACGUGCUGUAAGAUUUUCUUACUCAAUAGCAAGGUGGUAGCUCCACUUUCAUUGUGAGAAAGUGGGGGCUGAGGGCAUUGUGUCAAUACUGCUUCAACACCAAGAAUCUUUCCUUGUAAAAUUAAAGGAAAGAUCUUGUUAGCAAUUGACCAUUUUCUUAUGCCGUGCUGUCGACAUAUUCAUGCUUCUUCUGUCUAGUGGCUGAAAAUGUUUGCAUUUGUUCAUUUGACUAAUGGUGUGGGUUUUGUUUCUAUCUUGUUAGACUUGUAAUGUUUUCAAAUGUAUUUUAUGAAAUUUGGACUGGAUGUAUGUCUCUAGCAAUACGAGGUACUUUCUAAACUACAAAGGGAGGGGGUUGUAUUCCCAUGUUGAGAUAAGAUGUUGGUCAUUUAAAAUUUGCAAUUUUUUUUUUUUUGGCCUGCAGGGAUAUUUUGUGGUCAUGUGUUCCCCCCCCAAAAAAAAAGGAAAGAAAGAAAGGAAGAAAGAAAGAAAGAAAGAAAGAAAUAAACAGGCAUUCUUGUGCCAAAA
This is a messenger RNA of Tupaia belangeri chinensis (Chinese tree shrew), 6441 nucleotides long. Its product is annotated as argonaute RISC component 4. Gene Ontology annotation, molecular function: RNA binding; protein binding. Lineage: Eukaryota; Metazoa; Chordata; Mammalia; Scandentia; Tupaiidae. The transcript has 17 exons. Bases 16 to 2658 code for a protein of 880 amino acids. The record is from RefSeq and is a predicted model, not a curated record.